AGAGCCCAUUGGGAGGAGCUCAGAGACGCCAUCGUGGAAGUCUACGAUCUAGCCGACAAUUUGCUUGAUUUGACCUUGCAAACCGAGGAGUACAUCGACACUACAGGAUACGAGUCGCUCUUGGUGGGGACAAACACUUUCCUCGCGGCCAUGAAGGUCCCUCUUCAAGCGCUACAUGAUACUCUAGUGGGCAAGGGGAAAGGGGUGGCAAAGUCUAAAUAG
Messenger RNA from Colletotrichum costaricense, 222 nucleotides. RefSeq lists its product as uncharacterized. The annotation marks the transcript as partial. The transcript has a single exon. The record is from RefSeq and is a predicted model, not a curated record. Lineage: Eukaryota; Fungi; Ascomycota; Sordariomycetes; Glomerellales; Glomerellaceae.